AUGGAGACUCCGGCUUCAUCUGAGGAUGGAAAUGACAAGAUUCUAUCCGACACUGUGUCUGCAUUCACCCCCGACACCGACUCUGUUGCUGCCCUAUCGAGUUCCAUGAGAGACACCGGUAUCACUGUCACCCACCCUGACGACAUUCCCCUUCCGAAUAUUCGCAAGCUCGAAGGACGCAGUCAAUGGCUCUCCUUCAAAAAUGAGAUCAUCCAAUCUCUCAGUGUCUCCAACUCUACAGGCUACCUCAUCGGCCAGAUUCCCCCAGGCGGAACUGAGCUAUGUGACCAGCAUAUAAAGUCCUGGCUAUACAACUCUCUCAGCCCGACCCUGCAGAGAUCUAUCCUUCAGUACCUCCAUCCCUACGUACCGAAAGAUCAUACUACCAAGGAUUUCUGGGACGCCUUGCACGCGGCCUACAAUGGGUCAUGUCAUAAAUACCAAGCUUUUGCUAAGUUCAUGAAGCUGUCACGUUCCGAUUACAGCAGCGUCAGAGACUUCACUACGGCACUUAUACACAGCCUUCUGUGCUGUUGGGAACUUGGCUUCAAGAUGGACGAGUUGGCGGGUAUUGUGAAGUUAGUGGAAGAGCUUGACGCCGAGCGCCCUACAUGGUGUGACGAAGUUUGGGAACAGACAAUGGAUGACGACAGUUAUUCCUUCCGCGAAUUGAUUCAGCAAGCCAACGAUGGGGUUCUUUCUAUCGCCGAACUUCCAACAAAGUCACCUGCAGAUACGACUACAGAGUCCACACCAUACUCGAACGACAACAAAUGCUCUCACUGCGAAGGCGCCCACAAGAUCAACCGUUGUUGGUAUCUUCACCCGAAUCAACGCCCGAAGAAGUGGAUUCCGAAGAGAGGCAUCUACGCGGUUCCAGCGAAGGGAUAG
Aplosporella prunicola CBS 121167 is the source of this 891-nucleotide messenger RNA. RefSeq lists its product as uncharacterized. The record is from RefSeq and is a predicted model, not a curated record. NCBI's taxonomy places the organism in Eukaryota, Fungi, Ascomycota, Dothideomycetes, Botryosphaeriales, Aplosporellaceae. The coding region runs from base 1 to 891 and encodes 296 amino acids. The transcript has a single exon.